AUGGAUUACGCUCUGAAUAAGAUAUUGGGUGCUCUUCCGGCAGAUACGAAGGUUUACCCCGGCCACGAAUAUACAAAGAGCAAUGUCAAGUUUUCCAACACCGUGUUGCAAAAUCCUGAUCUUUCUAAAUUGACUGAAAAGGCAAAUUCCACCGAAGUGCUUACUGGAAUGUACACCAUUGGAGAUGAAAAGAAGUUCAAUCCGUUCAUGAGGUUACAGGAUCCACAGGUAAUCAAGGCCACCAACUCGAGUACUGAAGUUGAAGCAAUGGCAAGAUUGAGGGAAUUGAAGAAUAAGUUGUAA
Kuraishia capsulata CBS 1993 is the source of this 303-nucleotide messenger RNA. RefSeq lists its product as uncharacterized. Gene Ontology annotation, molecular function: hydroxyacylglutathione hydrolase activity. The coding region runs from base 1 to 303 and encodes 100 amino acids. The transcript has a single exon. NCBI's taxonomy places the organism in Eukaryota, Fungi, Ascomycota, Pichiomycetes, Pichiales, Pichiaceae. The record is from RefSeq and is a predicted model, not a curated record.